This is a messenger RNA of Glossina fuscipes, 2871 nucleotides long. It is a transcript of the gene Fbxl4, whose product is annotated as F-box/LRR-repeat protein 4. Gene Ontology annotation, biological process: SCF-dependent proteasomal ubiquitin-dependent protein catabolic process. The transcript is spliced from 12 exons. The coding region runs from base 793 to 2832 and encodes 679 amino acids. Gene Ontology annotation, molecular function: protein binding. The record is from RefSeq and is a predicted model, not a curated record. Gene Ontology annotation, cellular component: SCF ubiquitin ligase complex. NCBI's taxonomy places the organism in Eukaryota, Metazoa, Arthropoda, Insecta, Diptera, Glossinidae.
UCAAAACAAGAGUUUUUUCCUGAACACAGAAAAAAUUUACUUUGUAAAAGUGGACCUGUUCAACUGAUUUGAAAAUAAAAAAUUAAAACAUUUAUAUAAAUGAAAUUAAAUAAAUCAAAUGCUUAGAGCUCGUUAGAAAAAUUGUUCCCAAUUGCAUGCAAAUUGAUAAGCAAACAAAAAUUAGUGCACUUAACCACUUCAAAAAUCGAGUUGUCGUAAAAAAGACGUACAGAGAAAAGUAUAAUAAAGAAAAUUGGAUUAGCAGAAAAUUAAUUUAGUUUCACGUGCGGUAAAAGAAAAAAAGAGAGAGAAUACUUAGUAUAUGAAAUAUACGUAUAUAUAAUAUAUAUACGUAGCGAUAUAGGGAAAGUAAAGGGUCCCCACAAACCACUGAUGAGUAAACUACAAAAACAAGUAAAUUGGCAAGAGUGACAACAAUUCUUUGCGACCUUGACUUUAAAAGAAGUGUAAACUUCAAGGACAUUGCAUGUUUUCUUUGAUUAUAAAAGCAUCAAAAACAGUGUCGCAAGAAACAUUCGUUCGGUAUAUUGGUGGAGAUAAAGAAACUUAUCAGUACCAGCAGCCGCCGAGAAGAAGACUGACACUUCAUAUGUUUUUGUGCGUGUUGAAGGAAUUGUCAAAAUUGUGUUUGGUCUGCAAUUGUGGCAACCAUCCCAAUCCUCUCCAGCUAUACGAACACAGGGCUGGUUUGGAUUCGGAUACACACCCGAUCAGUUACUAACAUUGAGCCGGCGUAUACAAAAAAUCUGCAAUAAACGGGAUUUGUUAAAUAUGUCUCAAUCGUCGGCCACUAAUUCAGAAGAUGACAGCAAAACGGCAAACAAUGAGUCGGUGGCUGUCGACAGUGUAAUCGAUUUUAAAGGGAAACACUUCGGCCUUGAAAGCACAUCCCAAGAUUCGGAUGAUUACUUAGUUUCAGGAUCGGAAGGCACUAUGAUUGAUGUUGAGAGAUUUUGUCACGCCGACUAUCGUAUAGAGCAAUAUGCUCACAGUGUAUUAGACUUCAGUUCACAAUAUGGUAUAGAUCUAAGUAUAUCAUAUACGGCGCCAAAUAUUACGGGGCGUCCGUCAAAAUAUCCGGAAUAUGGGGAUUUCCCGCAAACAUUUGCUAUGCGUACUUACGGUGCUUGGUGGGAUAGAGCUCCGUCACGUCUUAAAGAAAUACAACCUCAAAAUGUAUCAGAAAUACCAGCAGAAGAUUUUAUAGUACUUUAUUUUGAGGACUACAUUAUACCUGAUGAAAUAGCAAUUUUUGAGACCUACAAUCCUGGCGCUGUAAUACGCGUGUGGGCGUAUACCAUAGCUAAGACAUGGAUUUGUUUAUGGGAAGAUAAGGAAUUUUACACUAAACCUAUAUAUAGCCCAUCUCGUGCCCGACGUUUUACACCACCACUUAAGCGAAUACAAUUACCCACAAAGACGAUAAGACUGGAGUUCAAUCAUCAACGACUUCAUUACUAUACUGAAAUCGAUGCGGUAUUAUUAAGCGGUAAAAAAUUCAAUACACGCAAUAUGCAACAUCUACUUGAUUACUAUGAAAGGCAAAGAAAAGUUUUAACUUUAGGUUCAAUUUUAUGUAAAUUACAAAAUAUGAAAUUUCGUCCGAUCUGCAGGGAUAACUAUCAAAAUCGUUUGCAGCAUUUCUUAAUGCAUGAUCUGGAUAAAUUUAUCUCGGUGUUGUCUGAUGUGCAAAUACAAUCCAUGCAACGCCAACAACAACAGCAGCUGCAAUCAUCCAACACUGAUGAAAUGAAAAUUUCAAAAAUCGGUUUGAAAAAUAUGCCGUUCGAGAUAAUGCUAAAAAUUUUUAGCUAUCUGGAUUUGAAAUCUUUAUUCCGUGUAGGAGCAGUAUCGCGAUUCCUCUAUGAUGUGUCUACACAUCCUCUCUUGUAUAGUGAAUUGAAUUUGAAACCUUAUUGGCAUUUAGCCAGUACCGAAUUAUUGUCUACUUUGGCCAAAAGAGCAACGAUAUUAAAAAAAUUAGAUAUGUCCUGGUGCGGCUGUACUGUUCAAACCAUAUCACCAACCGAAUUUAAAAAAUUCAUACAACAACGAGGCGAUUCUUUAACACAUUUGCGAUUGAAUUCUACUAAAUUCUUAAAUGCCAGUUGCAUCGAUACGUUGGGCAUAGUCUGUGAUAAUCUAAAAGAAUUAUCGUUACGUAAUUGUUCUCCUAGUCCGCCGUUGUUGAAUUUUUCUUGUUUAGCAAAUUUAAAAAAUCUCGAGCGUUUAGAUCUGUUUCAAACCGUUAUCGAAUCCGAUUUGUUGUUAACCAUGUUGGAGAAUAAUCCAAAAUUAAAACAUUUAAAUCUGGCAUUUUGCAGUGUAGCCGUUAAUAUGGAUGAUGUGGCCCAGCACAUAGCCAAGUAUAAUAAACAGUUGAUCUCCUUGGAUAUGUGGAAAGCUCAUUUUUUAUCAGCCCAAGGAUUGUUGGUUCUAUCGAAUUGUCAUAAUUUAGAAGAAAUUGAUUUUGGCUGGUGUUUGCGUGAAGCUUCUUUGGGGGACAGCUUAAGAGAAUUUCUUACUCAGUGUACAAAAUUGAAAAAAUUAUUUUUGGCAGCUGUUCGAGGAUUAACAGAUCGUGACCUAGAGUAUAUAGCGAAUUUGUGUCCAAAUUUGGAACAAUUAGAUUUAAUGGGUGUUUUAGGCAUAUCCAAAGAAAGAUAUAUUGACAUUUUACAAAAGUGUGCUAAACUUCAACUAUUGGACCUAUGCUUUUGUGAUAAUAUUAUGGAUUAUGAUGUGGCUUUAUGGUCUCGCACUUUCAAAGUGGAUAUCAAGUCUUGCCAGGUACCUAACGAUUUUAGAUAAGUUAUUUUUCUAAGGUCAAAAAUUUGUUGUAGUUUUAAA